AUGAGAGCCAUCCUCAACAACAUCUUCUUCUCCAUCGGACGACUAAGAACCUUCUCCCAAUCAGCCAUCCAACUCAAGAAGAAGAAACGAUACAUCCCACCCAUCCCACCACUAGACGAAAACGAACUCAUCGAACAAUUCGUCAGAGGAUCAGGCCCAGGCGGACAGGCUGUCAACAAAACCAAUAAUGCAGUCUCACUAAUACACAAACCUACCGGGAUCAGGGUUCAGGCUCACACCCAUCGAUCAAGAGAAGCCAAUCGGAAUCAAGCCAGGAGGGUACUAGCAGAAAGACAUCAAUCAUCUCAUCAUCAUCUUCUUCUUCUCCUUUAG
Molecule: messenger RNA, 333 nt
Organism: Puccinia graminis f. sp. tritici CRL 75-36-700-3
Lineage: Eukaryota; Fungi; Basidiomycota; Pucciniomycetes; Pucciniales; Pucciniaceae
Exons: 3
Coding region: 1-333 (110 amino acids)
Biological process (GO): translational termination
Cellular component (GO): mitochondrion
Molecular function (GO): translation release factor activity
Source: RefSeq, a predicted model, not a curated record